CGACAACAACAACAAUAGAAAAAACACUUCCGGAUUAGAGGGAAAAAAAUUAUUAUUUAAAGAUAUCAUAAAAGUUAUAAAUGCAACAUGCCAAAAAUAGAAGUAAUAAGUAGUGAUGAAGAGGAUGAUAUAUGGGAUUACAGGUCACAGACUCAAAAAGCAAGAAACCAGAAUGACUUGGACUCAAAAAAAUCCACUGUAAGUGAAUUACAAAGAAAAAGUGAAUCAUCCAAGAAUUCGGGUAGAUCAAGGUACAGUUUAACACAGAAGAAAGUCAAAACUGAAGACGGUGGCUUUGUUACUGUAAAUAAAUCACAAAAACAAAAGAAAGCAACAGGGAAGAGAAAGACAAAGGUGAAAGUUGAAGUGAAGCCUGAGUGUACACCAAAUGCCAAACAGAAUGUUGACAGAUCAGGGAGAUGCCCAGUAUGUCAGAUGCCAUUCCUGUUGUUAAGUAUGGUUGAAACACCUAGCUGGCAUGUGGACCAAUGUUUAGAUGUUCCAUAUUCUAGUAAAAAUGAGUGUCCUAAAGGUUUGGAUUGUGACAGUGAGUUCCCAAAUCACUACAAAAAGUUUAGACAUCAGGUUAUAGCUAGGUCAAGGAGAAAAAAUGAAGUUACAAAUGAAAAAGGAAAUGUUGAAGGUGCAAAAACAAAGCUAAGUUUUGAUGGUGCAGCUGAUGACACAAAGCUUGUAUUACCUGGAAGCAGCUCAGACUGCAUCAUUAUUCUGGAUUCCAGCCAAGAUUCAAAUUUUUCACAACGUUCAAAUCAUGAUGUUGAAGAUGAAGAUUUUCCAAGUCCUAGGGAGGAUAAAACAGAGAAGAAACUGAUGAGCAUUGAUGAGGACAAAGUAUAUACUAGUAAAUCAUGUGGAACAUUUGGUAACACGAAAUCUGGAGAAGGGUCACAGAGUAAAAAGUUAAAAGGAAAGGGUUUUGAUCAGAACAAAAAUUUUCUGCAAAAUGAUGCCCACCAAGAGUUAGAAAAUGAUUUAUUUGGGACAAAUUCUGAAGAUGAAGAACAAGUGAUUGAAAUUGACUUUGAAAAUGAUAAUGCUGAGUUAGAAGAGAUGGGUACUCAUGUUGGUAUAGUGAAUGUUUCAGAUGAUAGUUGUGGUAGUGUGCAGGACAUUGAUGCAUUAGUUGAUGAAACAAGAAGUGUCUCUGAUAUGAUACAUGAUGCACUAGCUGCUGAUGAUGCAAGUGUCUCUAAUAGCAGUGAAAUUUAUCAUGAUAACAUGCAUGUGGAUAGCCUUAAAGCAUAUGAAAGUACAAGAACCAAUGUAUAUGGAAAUGAAUUUGAUGCGGAAAAUGAUACAGCUUUAGACAGGGAGCAAACUAAUAAUGAUGAUGAAGAGGAUGAUUUGAUAAGUUUGUUUACUGACAAAGAUAAGAGGAAAACUUCAGUCAAAAGUUCAAAAGAAAGUACCAUUUCUGGACUUAAGAAAACACCUAAAGAUUUUCAAGAUUCAGACUCAAGUAGUGAUUGGGAGAUAUUAAAAACUACUUUGACUCAACCAUUAUUUGAUGAAAAUGAUUAUAAAGACAUGACUGAUACCGACAAAAAUGAUUAUAAAGACAUGACUGAUACCGAGGAAAAUGAUCUAAAAGACAAGAUAGAUACUGAAGUUGAUCUAGUAGAAGACACUGCACUAAUGUAUGCAGCAUCAAUUAAAACACCAAUUAAAACUUCUGAUAAAGCUGUAACCAAUCAGCACAAAGAUAAAGAAGGUAUAGACGGUAAUCACAUUGAAGAAAGUAAAGUUCCAAAGAAAGGGUUCUUUGCAACAAAAAUGCUUCAAAAUGCCAACAAGAAUAAAUCUAAUAACAAGUGUAUAAAUAAACUUUCAAAAAGAAAAGAUGACAUACAUAGGUCUGAUGAUAGUUCACUGGAAAGUAAUCAGUUAAAAGAAGAAUGCAUAAGAGAAAAAAGAACAUAUGAAAGACAGAAAAUGUGUACAGAAGAUAUAGAUUCCAAAAAUAAAGUAAAGAAUUCACAUUUAAAAAGAAAAUCAACAGAUCAGCUUGAAAUAAAUAUUGACAGUGUAUCUCAGAAGGCACCACUUUCAGCAAAAUUUAGAAAUCAAAAUUCUGAAAAUUUAGAGAGUGCUUCUGCAUGUGUUCCAGAGACAGAUAAAAAAGGACAUUUAACACCUAACAAGGUGGAAACAUAUAAAACAGAAGUCAUUGAAAAGAAACCAAAAAUAGAGCUGAAGCCAAAAACUCCUUCCAAGAGGAAGAAAGGCAGAAAAGACCAGAAAGACAUUAAUGUUUCUAAAAAGAAAGGAAGUAAGAAGGUUUACCCAAAACUUGAGUCUUUUUUCAAACUCGAGAAAGGUUGUAAGGAUGUACAAGUAUCAAUUCAAACAGACAGUGAAAGCAGUGGUGAUUGUGAAAGAUUUAAUAAAAUAGGGAAGUUUGUAAAAUGUUGUGAAAAAUGUACCGAAGAAAGCAGCUGCAAGGGAAAUUAUCCCAGAAGCAUUGGUAUUAGGAAUUAUGUAUCUAAUUCUGGUGACAAUAAUAGUAGACUUUUAGACACAGAAAAAGUGACAAUCCGUAGACCAAGUGAUGUAAGCUCUUGUAGUCGUGAUAAAGUGGAUAAUGAUUCAGACUUCUUUUCUGAAGCUGCUUCAUGUAAGGAUGUUAGAGACUCUCAAAAUUCUAUAAAACUUACAAUUUCUGGUGAUUGUCAGAAUUCCUCACAAACUGAGAAAGAUGAAUCUCAGCAUCAGAGCAACAGGAACAAAGUCGGUUGUGAAAGUUUAAGUCAAAGUAAAAGUUUUUCCUGCCAGAACCAAGGUCAGAGUUAUUCCAACCAUAGUCAAGAUAAGAGUUUUUCCAACCAAAGCCAAGUUCAAAGUUGUUACUACCAGAGUCAAGGUCAGAGCUGCUCUCACAAAAACCAAAGUCAAACCCUAUCCAGCUUUAGCCACGUUCAGACAUGUUCUUGCCAAUGUCAGAGCUUUCCUAGAAAAAACCAAGGUCAAACUUUCAUCAACAAGAGUCUAAGUCAUUGUGGGGCUCAACAUUGUUUGCAUAUUAAUAGCUGUAAGAGUCUAAAUAGUAGCUCAAACAGUUCAUGUUCCCAAAAUACUCUACAAUUUAACAUAGAAAAUGUGUGUACAUUAUCCCAAAAUACUUACAGUAAUUUAGGAGGUGGAUUUAUCCCGGAAAAUGAAGAGACCAGUGGCGAUCGUGUUGAUAUUCCGCAACUUUCGGGUCAGAAUGAUAGUGAUUUGCCUUCCACUACCAGUAGUAAUGUGGGAAGCAGUGCAAAUACUUCUAGUUCUAUGUCAGAGAAAGAAGUUGAAUCUAUAUUACAAAUCAGAAAAAGUGCAACUGAGAUACUUAUGGCUAGCAGUAGAUUGUUGUACAAGAAAAGUGUCAAAAAAACUUUUGAAACCAGUGAAAGGCAAACACCAGUGGAAAUGCCAGUUGAAAAUGAAUCUCAACGGAAAAGGGCAUGGAAUAGGAACAGGGGUUCUACCACCAGUACAGAAACAUCUGAAGAUGGGAAAAAUGUGAAUAGAAAAUGCCCAUUUUAUAAGAAAAUACCAGACACUUGUAUGACAGUGGAUGCAUUCCGGUAUGGUAACAUUCCAGACUGUAAAGCUUAUAUUCUAUCUCACUUCCAUUAUGACCACUAUAUGGGACUGACAAAACAAUUCAAAAAUCCUAUAUACUGUAGCAAGAUUACUGGAAACCUUGUAAGGAAGAAGAUAGGUGUGGAUUCACAAUAUGUAAACAGCAUCCCCCUUAAUACACCUACUGUGGUAGAAAAUGUUGAGAUUACAUUUUUAGAAGCAAAUCACUGCCCAGGUGCUGUUUUGAUACUCUUCAAAUUGAAGUCAGGAAAAGUGUUCCUACACACAGGAGACUUCAGGGCUAGUCAGGACAUGGAGAAUUAUCCACCAUUACAGAAUAUAAGGAUACAUAGUCUUUAUCUUGAUACAACGUAUGCUGUUCUCAGAUUUUUAAUUAUCAAUUUAGAAGGAAAAAAAGUAUAUUAUUGAAAACGUAGAAAAAAAUAAUGAGUUAUAAGUAAUGAUGUAUUCUAAAUGUUUUAAAGUCCUAUCACAAACAUGGUUCAUAAGUUGUGUGCAGGGUUUUUACCUAAAUGUUGAGCCUUCUGCAAGUUUGUAUACAAGACAACUAAUUGUUGUUACAGUACCUCCAGUAUACUCUCAAUUGUUAUGAGUAUGAAUCCUGGCAAAAAGUUUGAAUUACCUCACUCGAGGCAGUUAUCUGACUCACUCGAAGGUUAAUGGUAGUCUGGAUUACCUGCACCUGUUACCAUGUUAUUGUAGGCAGAGAACCAGACUCAGGUUAAUGGUUCUCUUUUUUGUUCCUUCAA
This is a messenger RNA of Ruditapes philippinarum (Manila clam), 4355 nucleotides long. RefSeq names its product DNA cross-link repair 1A protein-like. Gene Ontology annotation, biological process: interstrand cross-link repair; double-strand break repair via nonhomologous end joining; protection from non-homologous end joining at telomere. The transcript is spliced from 7 exons. NCBI's taxonomy places the organism in Eukaryota, Metazoa, Mollusca, Bivalvia, Venerida, Veneridae. Bases 88 to 4014 code for a protein of 1308 amino acids. The record is from RefSeq and is a predicted model, not a curated record. Gene Ontology annotation, molecular function: damaged DNA binding; 5'-3' DNA exonuclease activity.